This is a messenger RNA of Ruditapes philippinarum (Manila clam), 1107 nucleotides long. RefSeq names its product malonyl-[acyl-carrier protein] O-methyltransferase-like. The record is from RefSeq and is a predicted model, not a curated record. Gene Ontology annotation, molecular function: S-adenosylmethionine-dependent methyltransferase activity. The annotation marks the transcript as partial. Lineage: Eukaryota; Metazoa; Mollusca; Bivalvia; Venerida; Veneridae. The transcript has 4 exons.
AGCGUUAAUUGAAGGAUGAAUGUUUCUCGUGGGACUCGUUCCGAAAUGGCCGCUUCGUGAGCCGCGAGGUAGUUAAAAUGAAUGGUUACCGAUUUCUAUCCGCCUGGCGCCAGGCAUAGUGGUAGGAAUUGGGAGGUACAUGGUAUGCAACGAAAAGGUGUCUCAUAAGUCAAAAUGGCUGGCCCUUUCAGUAGGGGUGACACUAUAAUAAACAAGACCUUUACCUUUACCUUUAUAUUUCAAUAAUUUCCUUUUAUUUGCGAUUCGUAUUUGUAUAUUAGAUACUAAACGGCAAGAUGUUAACCAGCUCAUCUACGAAGGAAGUAAUACAUUUGAAAUCGAAUUCGUUCUAUAAAACAUGAAAAACGAGGUCUACAAGGAAGGUCGGCAUUCAACGGAUACAACCUCCAACACAGAACCACCGGUAAGGAGUCCAGCAGGACACCAAACAGGACAGGCCACACGGGGAAAAUCACAAUGAACGGACGGGAUGUCAUUAUAUAUUGUUCAGGUUUAUAACUGUUAGUUAUGAGUACAUACGUAGAUUAUAACAAAGCGUCUCGUCUCUAUGACAACCAGAGAGUUGCUGUUGGUGCCGAUGUUAUGGCUGCUAUGCUACAGUUUUACAGCGGUAAACCGUUAGAGGUUUUGAAGAUUUUGGAUGCCGGAUGUGGUACAGGAAAUUAUGCAAAAGCAUUUAUUGAAAUGGGUGCUAAACAGAUAACACUACUGGAUGCUUCGUCAAAGAUGUUAGAUAAAGCCAGAAGCAAGCUGAAAGAAUGCAUAGAAAAGGGCAUGAUAGCAGGUAUUAUAGAGGCGAAGAUGCCACCUAUGCCAUUCCCAGAUGAUACAUUUGAUGCUGUCAUGUUCAAUGUGGUUUUGAAUCAUUUGGACCGAAAUGAUAAUACAUUUACAAACAGUGUGUCAACCCUGAAGGAAACAGUUCGUUAUUUACGACCAGAAAGUCUAAUCAUCAUAUCUACCGUGCUCGAUACCGUAUCAACAAGAGUUAUAUGGUUUACACAACUUAACAUGGAUUUAACAAAUCGAUUCGUUGAAGCAUUGUGCCCACUCUGGAACAAUUUGAACAAAUGUUUCAUGACGCUG